AUGGACAUCUUAUUUGGGCGUCGCUCCGAGGCGUGGGUGCAUCAACGGUCACCCCCCGUCGUCUCCAACGCAAACUCACCAUCCUCCAAGACCGGCUCCUGGCUCUCGACCGAAAACUCCUCCACAAGCACAAGCGCGAGCACACCUUCGGACCAAGCUCCUACCAUCGCGGACUCUCUGAUACGACUCAUCCACGACUACGUAGCUGCCGUGAACGACCGCAACUGGGAUGACUUCAAAAGACUGGAAGCUUACUUCCACCCUUCUUUCACCACCGAGUGCCGAUUCACUUGCAAGCUCCAGCCCUUUCAGGAGACCAUCGACACCUUGAAGGAUCUUGUCGAGGUCUCGCCCAACUUCUACAUCAAGCUCCAUGAGGCUUCCGCCAAGCUUGACGAUCGAGAACGGACGGCAUUCGUCUUCCUUCACUCGGACUGGGUCGAUGCACCGCCGGGCCAGACCAUUAUCAGCAUGCAGGUCUUCGAGUGGAGACAUGUCGAUGGCAUGUGGCUCUGCUACAAGUCCAAUGUCAUGCGAGGGCUGGACGACAUGGUCUGA
Fulvia fulva is the source of this 558-nucleotide messenger RNA. RefSeq lists its product as uncharacterized. Bases 1 to 558 code for a protein of 185 amino acids. The transcript has a single exon. NCBI's taxonomy places the organism in Eukaryota, Fungi, Ascomycota, Dothideomycetes, Mycosphaerellales, Mycosphaerellaceae. The record is from RefSeq and is a predicted model, not a curated record.